Molecule: messenger RNA, 1629 nt
Organism: Colletotrichum spaethianum
Lineage: Eukaryota; Fungi; Ascomycota; Sordariomycetes; Glomerellales; Glomerellaceae
Product: ceramide glucosyltransferase
Exons: 2
Coding region: 1-1629 (542 amino acids)
Biological process (GO): glucosylceramide biosynthetic process
Cellular component (GO): membrane
Molecular function (GO): ceramide glucosyltransferase activity
Source: RefSeq, a predicted model, not a curated record
AUGGCAAAUUGGCCCUCGGCGGUGCAAGCCAUUGCGUUCGUCUGCGCAGGCUGGAGCACUUUUGUGUACAUUGUUCAAUCUAUCGGCAUCAUUAGAAUCUUCCUCUCGUACUCUUCGCGCCUGAAACCAGCCGUCUCCCCUUCGCUGAAGAAGCAAGAUGUGCCGCACAUCACCAUCAUCCGCCCUGUUAAGGGUCUCGAGUAUGGCCUCUACGACUGCAUCGCAUCUUCGUUUCGACAAGACUAUCCGCGCGACAAGUUGACGAUCCACCUUUGCGUGGCCGAGAAGAGCGAUCCGGCAUACCCGGUCCUGGUCAAGCUGGUUGAAGACUUCCCUGGCUUCGAUGCGCGGGUGCUGGUCGAGGAGGACGACCCUCUGCUACACGGUAGCGGCGGCCAUAUCGACAACCUUGGCCCCAACCCGAAGAUCAGGAACAUCAGCCGCGCCUACCGGGAAGCUAAGGGGGACAUCAUUUGGGUCAUGGACUGCAACAUCUGGGUUGCCAAGGGUGUUGCUGGGCGCAUGGUGGACAAGCUUUUGGGAUACAGUCCUGAUGGAAGCCGAGUCAAGCCCUAUAAGUUUGUUCACCUCCUGCCGAUUGUUGUCGACAACGUCUCUCCCCGAGAUACCUCGACGGAAACGCAAGCGCUGUUGUCUUCUUCGGAGGGCAGCUCCUCGCAAAGUGCAAGCUCGGGCCAUGGUCACUCCCUACUCGACUAUGCCGAGAAGCAAGGUGGCGGUCGACUUGACGAAAUGUUCAUGGCUACAACUCACGCCAAGUUUUACAGCGCCAUCAAUACCGUCGGCGUUGCUCCCUGCGCCGUCGGCAAAAGCAACAUGUUCCGUAAGUCUCACCUGGACACGGUGACGGACCCAGCGCAAAACCCUAUUUUCCCUGCCGGAAAGAAGCUGCCGAAGGGAAUCGACUACUUCUCUGAAUAUAUUUGCGAGGACCACCUAAUCGGAGACUUGCUGUGGCGGUCCAAGCUACCAGGCAUGAAAAAUCAUGGCCUCGUUAUGGGAGACCUUGCCGUUCAGCCAAUGGCCGGCAUGUCUGUCCAAGCAUACUUUGCGCGUCGUGCUCGAUGGCUCCGCGCACGCAAGUGGACAGUCCUCGCCGCCACGCUGAUUGAGCCUGGCGUCGAGUCGCUGUUGUGCUGCGCCUACUUUGCCUUUGCUGUUACCACUCUUCCCUGGUUCCACAACACCUUCGGUACUGCGCAGACGUGGAGCGCUACGGGUCUGUACUGGCUGGCAUUUGUGACCAUCUGGAUGGUUUGCGACUGGUUCACCUACAACCGUCUCCAUGCUGGAUACACCAUGGAAGUCGACGAGAACACGCCCAAAUUUGCCAGAGGCACCACGACACCUGGCGGAGCUCCUCCUAGAUCGUUUUUGGAAUGGCUACCCGCUUGGAUCGGAAGAGAAUUUCUUGCUAUGCCGAUCUGGACCUGGGCUGUGUUCUGUGGAUCGACUGUCAACUGGAGAGGCCGGACGUUCAACGUUCGCUCGGAUAUGAGUGUGGUGGAAAUCGGUUCGCAACCUUCGACGGCAUCGCACAGCAUUUUGAAUGGCUUCGCCAACGCGGAGAAUAACCCGCGUUCUAGAAGCAAAGACCGCGUAGACUAG